AUGCCCGCCCGGGCGGCAGAGCUGGGCGCCCUCCGGGAAUCCGGAGCCGCUUCCAGUGCCACUCCUUCCAAACCACGUGACCGCGUGGCCGCCUUUCAGGAGCUAGCGAAGGCCAAGCGCGGCUUGCCCCGGCAUCUGGUGGCGGAGAUCGAACGCCGCAAGGUCACCACCGUCGAGGAGGCCGCUCACGUGGCGCAUGUGCUGCGCACAAAGCGAACGAAAUCGCACAAAAUCGCAAAGCCACGCAAACCCCUGAAGAAGAGCAAGGCUCCGAAGUCUCCGAAACCCGCGGAGCUGACACGGCCUAGCGGCAAGGCCGCUCGUAAGGUCAUUUCACGCAUGACAAAGGCGCUGAACACAGGCGUCGUAAAAUUGUAG
Molecule: messenger RNA, 378 nt
Organism: Babesia ovata
Lineage: Eukaryota; Apicomplexa; Aconoidasida; Piroplasmida; Babesiidae
Product: MULTISPECIES: hyaluronoglucosaminidase, putative
Exons: 1
Coding region: 1-378 (125 amino acids)
Source: RefSeq, a predicted model, not a curated record